Molecule: messenger RNA, 1253 nt
Organism: Porites lobata
Lineage: Eukaryota; Metazoa; Cnidaria; Anthozoa; Scleractinia; Poritidae
Source: the annotation of a GenBank genome assembly
AUGGACAUACCUGAUCAAGACUUAAAACAGAAGAUUAUUCAGGCAAGUCUCAUGUUUAAUUGAUACCGGAGGACUAGUCUUGAGUGUUAUGGUGUCACUAGCCUUACGGUUACCAGGGUUGUAAUGUUUAACGACAUAAGAUCUGAUAGUGCUGUAGCAUCAAACAAAAUUUAAGUGCCAGGUUUCUAUCUUUCAGAUUGCUGAUUCCAAAACAGACAAAGAGUUGAAAAACAACCUGCAUCAUGAAGAUAUCCAAGGUAUCCUGGAUGCUCAAGGUGCAGUCAAGUCGCCAGUAUUACAAAGUAAAGAUUCCAUCGUGAAAAUCAUCCUUCGUCACGUCCUUGUAGACUCCAUGAGGUAUCUCCUGGAAGACUUUAAGAAAGGCCUGGAAACUCUGGGUGCACUGGAGGCCAUUCAAAAACACCCAGAGCAAUUCCGAGAGCUGUUUACUACGGAGAAUAUUGCCACAGUAGAUCCAAUUUUUCGCACAGACUUUGAUGAACAGGGAUCCAAUCGGAGAAACAGCCAAGAGCUGGCAAUUAUCCAUUGGAGGGAUUAUCUUCAAGAUUGCGAAAGUAUUUUUCAAAUUGACCAUCUAAGUUGAGAGUGUGGGAAUGUAUUUCAAGCCUGACAAAAGAGCCGACAAUUCGCGACACCACCACUAGUUUCAAAGUUCCUUUUUCUUUUUCAUUUGUUCCUCAGGCAUGGUUUUUAAAGCAAUGGUGAUAUUGGGAAUUGUCAACUGUUUUCUCAGGUAAUCAUCACAAAAUCCAAUGGAAACACAAAGGAUGCUUCAUGUAAGCGUUCAUUUGCUCUACAUCCAAAUAAUACAUUGACAAGUGCUUUAUGUCUACUAACACUUUCAUACCAUAUGCAACCUUUUCCUCCAGUCAACUUGUAAAGACGGUCUCAGUAAGAAGGACAAUCACUUAUGUAUUCCCACCAUACCUAUGAAUGAUUGGACAUGAAAAGGCCAAAUACUGUGAUAACUAUUGACCUUUUUUCUUUACACUUUAGGUGGAGACGCCUGAGCAACCCUGGGGGACGUCCUCUCCUUCGCUACUAGAGCAGAUGUACCACCCGUGUUAGGGUUCGAUAACAGCCCCGUUAUCGCCUACACAGACACGGCUGUCGCAACUGCCAAUACCUGCACCACAACAUUGAGGUUACCAACUGUGUAUGACAGUUAUGAUGAAUUCAAGGAGAAAGUGGACUUCAAUAUUCUGAACUCUCCUUGUUGUGGACAAGCGUAA